Molecule: messenger RNA, 537 nt
Organism: Colletotrichum navitas
Lineage: Eukaryota; Fungi; Ascomycota; Sordariomycetes; Glomerellales; Glomerellaceae
Product: SNARE domain-containing protein
Exons: 4
Coding region: 1-537 (178 amino acids)
Biological process (GO): endoplasmic reticulum to Golgi vesicle-mediated transport
Source: RefSeq, a predicted model, not a curated record
AUGUCUUCAAGAUUCGGUGCCUCCUCGCUGCACCAGCGCGACUCCCGCAGCGCCCUGUUCGAGGGCUACACCGGCGACACCGGCCGCCGGCCUGUAAGCGCCUCGCCUUCAGGGCUCGGCGGUGGGUACGGAUACGGAUACGCGGGGAGCAGCGCCUCGCCCGCGCCGCCCUCGGGCGGGAGCUAUCUUGGCGUCGAUGGCAGCCGAGGAUUCCGGCCUGCGACGCCGAACAAACGUGGCCAGUACAGCGACGCCGUGCUGAACGAGCUCGAGAGCCAGAACGACGCGCAGGUUGAAGGCAUCAUGGGCAAGGUCAAGAUUCUGAAGAGUAUGACGGUGGCCAUCGGCGACGAAAUCCGCGAGUCUUCGGCGCUUGCCGAGAAGAUGAACGACACAUUCGACUCAACGCGCCUGCGCAUCCGCGGCACCAUGAACCGCAUGCUGCUCAUGGCCGAGCGCACCGGCGUCGGCUGGAAGGUGUGGCUCGGCUUUUUCGCGGCCGUAUGCCUCAUCUUCAUGUACGUGUGGCUGUUCUAG